Messenger RNA from Plectropomus leopardus (leopard coralgrouper), 4172 nucleotides. It is a transcript of the gene get4, whose product is annotated as guided entry of tail-anchored proteins factor 4. Gene Ontology annotation, biological process: protein insertion into ER membrane. The record is from RefSeq and is a predicted model, not a curated record. Lineage: Eukaryota; Metazoa; Chordata; Actinopteri; Perciformes; Serranidae. Gene Ontology annotation, molecular function: protein binding. Gene Ontology annotation, cellular component: cytosol; BAT3 complex.
GGCUCGAGCGCUGCUGCGGUGCAACCACGAUGUCGGAGCAGGAGUCUCUGAGGUGCUCCAGUGCCAGAAACCGUGGAGGCGUACAGCGGGUCGAAGGAAAACUGCGAGCCAGUGUAGAAAAAGGGGAUUACUAUGAAGCACAUCAGAUGUACAGGACUUUAUUUUUUAGGUACAUGUCACAGGCAAAACAUGCUGAGGCCAGGGAGCUGAUGUACAAUGGCGCUCUACUCUUCUUCAGCUAUAACCAGCAAAACAGUGCAGCAGACCUGUCCAUGCUGGUACUGGAGGUGCUGGAGAAGUCUGAGGCAAAAGUUGAUGAUGAAACAUUAGAAAGCCUGGCUAAGCUGUUCAGCCCGAUGGACCCUAACUCUCCAGAGAGAGUAGCGUUUGUGUCCAGAGCCUUGAAAUGGUCCACAGGAGGGUCCGGCAAGUUGGGUCACCCAAAACUACACCAGCUGCUAGCUGUCACCUUGUGGAAAGAGCAAAACUACAGUGAGUCUCGUUACCACUUCCUGCAUUCGUCUGACGGGGAGGGCUGUGCACAGAUGCUGGUGGAGUAUUCAGCGUCACGAGGCUUCCGCAGUGAGGUCGACAUGUUUGUGGCGCAGGCCGUCCUACAGUUCCUCUGCUUAAAGAACAAAAACAGCGCUUCCGUGGUGUUCAGCACAUACACAGAGAAACACCCGUCCAUAGAGAAGGGCCCUCCCUUUGUCCAGCCUCUACUAAACUUUAUCUGGUUUCUGCUGCUGGCAGUGGAAGGGGGUAAAUUAACAGUUUUCACAGUGUUAUGUGAGCAAUAUCAACCUUCCCUGAAGAGGGACCCCAUGUAUAAUGAGUAUCUUGACAGAAUAGGACAGCUUUUCUUUGGCGUUCCGCCCAAACAGUCUCCAUCAUACGGCGGACUGCUAGGAAACCUGCUCAACAGCCUGAUGGGUUCGGGUGAGGAGGACGACGGCGCUGAAGAAGCCCAGGAGGACAGCAGCCCCAUCGAGCUGGACUGAACCUGCCCGAGGACAAAGAGAACAAACGAACACAAAAAAAAAAAAACGAGGACAACCAUGCCGCCUCCCUCCUUCACCUCCACAGCGUGGGUGGGGCGAGGCGGUGGUCCGUGUUUUCAGAGGCGUGCUGUUUCAGAAACCCCUCCCCACCCAUCCAGUCUUAAAAUCAGAGCAAGUAUCAGGCCGCCAAAAACAUCCCUCUCAGCACUGCCGGGACUGACUGCACCAAAUUGCAAACUCUUCCCGCGUUGAAAUAUUGUAAGAUUAUUAUAUUAUUUUAUUUUAAUCAUUGUUUUUGUUAGUGUUGGACUCUUGCUCUUUGUUUAGGGUGUAUUAUUAUUUUUUAACUACCCUCUCCCUGUGAAAACCUGCUCCCAAGAGAUGGGGAUGGUCUCCCAGUGGAGAGGAUAGCAUCGCAAGUAAAAACCCUCUUCAUAACGUUGUAGAUGACAUCGUUAGAAGAGGGCUUACUCAACUCACUACAAUUACUCCACUGUUUUGUUUGCCACACAGAGCUCCAUCAGAGCCACCGUGUGGCUGUUUGCAUUUUUCAGCAGCUUUCUCCGUUGAAACUCUCUUCAUUAAGUAGUAAAUUAAAUGCAGUCAACACCAUCUCUCACUUUCUCAUCUCUUUGUCCUUCAGCAGUAUGGACAAAGACAACAGAGCUCUUUCUAAGUUAUUGUUAAAGGUCCUCUUACACCUUAAAGGGAUACUUAAGAUCUUUGAAUUUGGGAUGUAUGGAGUACUUACCCAUAGAUGGCAUAUUACAAACAGCAGAUGUCAGUCAGCGCGUCCUAGUUUGGGAAACCGGCUGGAGUUCGACAUGGCAACUAAGCAGUGUACUGCUGUGGAUGGGGUCAGCAACAAAAUAUAUUUUGGCCACUUAAUAAAAGACUCAACUGAUAAAUGUAUAUUAGUUUAAGUGUACGCUAUAUGAGAAUAUUCUCACUGCUUUACCUUAAUGUCAGACAGGGAUUUCUAACAGUGAAGUGCAGCUGUUAUAUCACUGUCUUCACAGCCAGAGUCCAUUAAGAAAAACAGUGAUUUAAGAUCACUGAACACAAGAGCUGCUGGUCUGUCACUGUCUCCAAGAGUUUGUUUGUUUGUGUUACUAUGGGACUUUGGAGUUUAAAUUUAGGUUCACUUAAAUCACACAAUAACACUAACUAACUGAUUAAAGCAGUGGUAGACCAGCAGCUCUUGUGUUCAGUCAUGUUAAAUCACUGUUUCUGUCGCUGGAGUCUCUGGUUUUGAUGAGAGUAUAAACGGGGAACUGAAGACAUUCACGUCUUCCCCGUAGGAGCGAGCUGUCUGACAGAAAGGUUAAGAGUGUAAUAGAUUUUUUAGGUGGCUAAAACACAUUUUGCUGCUGACUCUGUCCACAGCAGUACAUUCCUUAGCUUUCAUUUACAAAACCAGCCCGUUUCUCCCAGCUGGUGGUGUACUGACCGACAUCUACUGUAUGUAAUACACCAAGUACCCUAUGCAGCACUGCUUCAAAAAAUCUGAACUAUCCCUUUAAAAAUCAACCAAACAAACCCUUUCUGCUCAGUGUCUCCUCCAUGGGUCAUUUCUAUUUAAGUGAUUAAUAACUGCAAACAUAUAAAACUAGCUCCAUUGUAGAGAUUCCAUGUUUUACUGUGCACUCGCUGAACUGCUGUUUGCAACUUCAAGAGCAACUGUGUGGAAAAAUCCAAUUUCUCUUUUUUUUUUAACAGUUGCCGAGUCGUAAAACAGUCUGGCAAUGAGGUGUUCGAAGCACUUAAAGUCUGUGUUCAGCAGGUCGUUGGCUCUACAUGUCGCUUUGAAAAAGUCCCAAGUUGGGGUUCAAAGUCUGUAAAGUUUAUUGAAGGAGCAAAAUGAGACACUGUGAAAACCUUUCUGUUGGAGUGAAUUUUGCUUUUCUUGUUACAAAAGGCUAAAAUCCAAACUAGCUGGAUACCUGACUAUUCCUCACUCAUUCUUUUGUUCCAUUUCAUUUUCCUCUUUAUUUAUUUACAAGUGGAUCAAUUCUCUUGCGUCCGUUCGGCCAGUGCACAGUCAGAAGUGUGAGUCAAACAAAAGCUGCUCUUCAUCAGUGUUAUCGGCCUUUAGAGAACACACUUCUGUCGUUCCUCUCGACACCUCUCUUUCCUCACACAUUUGAUUCUUCAGCUUCUCUUCACCCUCGUGGUGACACUCGAUCAGUCCAGGUCUUGUCAGUUUGAUUUAAAAAAAAAAAAAAAGACAAAAAAAAGCUCUAAUUGUGCUCCAGAUAAUCUUAAAAGGGGUCAUAUCUCCCUCGUGUAGACAAAUUCCAACUUAAUACUAGGUCUUCCAAAAUAAAGUAAUGUUAAUUUACCUUUGUGUAAUUAUGGAACACAAAAAUGGCUUAUACUAAAUAAGAAAUAAAAUAAUUGUAUGAAUCAGAACAGUGAAAUAUUUAACUGAACAAUACAAAACUUGGUAAUACUCAUGUUGAGGGAAUAUGAUUUUAGGUUUUGGAUAAUAAUGAAGAAAGGUUCAAAUUCAAUGAAAAUUAAUUGUUUUAAUAACUUAUUGACUAGUAAAUUGGGUCAUUUUGAACAUUUUACUCAUUUGUUUACAUAAAUCUUUGUUUCAUGAGUUUCAAUUUUUUGAUGUACGGGACGGAUUGGCUCAAUGUGGUAGUGCUACAGAGGGACAGAUGAAAUAGUGUACAUACUCUGCUGCGACUACAUUGCUCUUUAAUGUUAAAGAUACAGACUCAAAGGGUUAACAGCAGCAGUCGUCUUCAACUUCAAAUGUUUAAAAGACUGAACUCUAACAGUAUUGUGUUUGUUCUGGUGACAGGAUUAUCUGCUACAUCACAGAGGUCUAAAGGGAAUUCAAGGCAAAACUGACCUUUAGGUUCCGCAUCAGCUCACAUUUCAUCAGUCAGAUCAACAACAACAUGCUCAUAUCACGCACCGUUAAUUAUUCACUUCCUUUUUUUGUUAACCUGAAAGUCAGUUUUGUUGGAAUUCUCCUUUUUAUUAUCUGGCAGUUUAAAAAGGUGUGUGACCAAAGACCUGUCUGUCUGUGUCAUCACGCUUUUGUUUUCGAUCGUUUGUUUUCCUUUCAGAACUAAAGGGGAGUGUUUGCCUUUUCGAUGAUUCACUAAUUGAGUAAAUAAACUACAACUGAGAAGAGUUUGAGAAUGUCUCUAAACA